Molecule: messenger RNA, 1560 nt
Organism: Phaedon cochleariae (mustard beetle)
Lineage: Eukaryota; Metazoa; Arthropoda; Insecta; Coleoptera; Chrysomelidae
Source: the annotation of a GenBank genome assembly
AUGAACGGACACCAAAGGAACCGAAAUGGCAAUUCAUACCACAAUACCAGAUAUGCUACCGUGUUCUUAGAAGAGGAUGCUAGCUUCGAGAAAAACCAGGGAUGGUUCGGAACUCGUCACCUGGUUACUUUUAUGCUUUUCCUGGGUAUGGCCAAUGCUUACAUCAUGAGAACCAACAUGUCAGUAGCCAUUGUAGCCAUGGUAAACCAUACAGCUGUUAGCAAUACACAUCACGACGAAGGUUUAUCUGUUGAUGACGAAUGUGGCCUUAUAACAAAUGAGAAUACUACCAUUUCCAAAAGUACCGAGCUGGAUGGUGAGUUCAUUUGGGAAACAGACAUUCAAGGCUACGUCCUCAGCUCGUUCUUCUAUGGCUACGUGCUGACCCAGAUACCCUUCGGGAUCCUGGCCAAACGCUAUGGAAACAUCUACUUCCUGGGCAUCGGAAUGUUGAUCAACUCCUUGUUCGGUUUGCUGGUGCCGAUAGCUGCGAAGAUGGGCAUUUGGUGGCUCAUCGCUGUCAGGUUUAUACAAGGACUUGGCGAGGGCCCUAUUGUCCCAUGCACACACUCGCUUCUGGCAAAAUGGAUUCCCCCUAAUGAGAGAAGUCGAAUGGGAGCGUUCGUUUAUGCAGGGGCCCAAUUUGGAACUGUGAUAUCAAUGCCUCUAAGUGGUCUACUUUCAGAAUGUAGAUAUGGCUGGCCUUCCAUAUUUUAUGUUUUCGGUUUCAUCGGAGCAGUAUGGUGUGUUUUCUUCCUAAUUUUGAUUCACGAAGACCCUCAGAGCAAUCAAAAAAUGAAAUCCGAAGAGAGAUUGUAUAUUCAAAAACAAUUAGGGAGUAAAAUUGGACUACCGGUACCACCAAUUCCAUGGGUGUCAAUUUUGAAAUCUCUGCCCUUUUAUGCAAUCCUUUUGGCUCACAUGGGUCACAAUUAUGGGUACGAAACUCUGAUGACUGAGCUGCCAACUUACAUGAAACAAAUCCAUCAUUUCAGUCUCAAGAGCAAUGGAAUUUUAUCUUCGCUUCCAUAUUUGGCCAUGUGGAUUUUCUCUAUUUUCAUCAGCCAUGUCGCCGACUUCAUGUUGACCAAACCUUACUUCACCCAUACAAGUGUGAGGAAGAUCAUCAAUGGUAUUGGUCAAUUUGGUCCAGCCAUUGCCUUGAUAGCAGUUUCAUAUACCGGAUGCGACAAAUGGUUAACGGUGGCCCUUCUAACAAUAGGAGUUGGUUUGAAUGGUGGCAUCUACUCUGGUUUCAAAGUCAACCACCUCGACAUAUCUCCACAAUAUGCGGGAAUCCUCAUGUCGUUCACUAACUGCAUGGCCAAUCUAGCUGGUCUGUUGGCACCAAUUUUUGCAGGAAAUGUUGUAGUCGGAACGCCAAGCAUUGCAAAGUGGAGGACAGUUUUCGUAACAGCGGCUUGUGUCUAUGCUGGUUGCUGCACCUUCUACGUCAUCUUCGGUUCUGGCAAGCGGCAAGUGUGGGACCAACCUCCAGAGGAACCAGAUACGAAGAAAAAGGAGAAUGAUGAACCCGAAAUGGUCACCACUUAUGCUUGA